AUGGCUUCCGAAGAACAAGUGAAGAAUUCUGCAUUCGAUACAGAAGCUGCUAACUGUUUAGUCAAGGAGUUGAGAGGCACGGUUGUCGCUGGAAAAACGAAGAGCUACGAGUGGAGAGUAUCACAGUUGAAGAGCUUGUUGAAGAUGGUGGAAGAGCGCGAUAAGCAGAUUUGCGAUGCUUUAUUCUCUGACCUCUCGAAGCCUGAGAUGGAAGCUUUCAUCCAUGAGAUUGCUCUGAUAAAAAAUUCAUGCAAGGUGGCACUGAAGAAACUUAAAGAGUGGAUGAAACCAGAAAAAGUGAAAACUACUUUAAGCACUUUUCCUUCAUCAGCAGAAAUAGUCCCAGAACCUUUGGGGGUUGUUUUGGUCAUUUCAGCAUGGAACUAUCCUUUCUUGUUGUCUGUUGAUCCAGUGAUAGGAGCAAUUGCAGCUGGGAAUGCUGUUGUUCUGAAGCCCUCAGAAAUUGCUCCAGCCAUGUCUUCAUUGCUGAAGAAACUUCUAGAAGAAUAUCUGGAUAAUUCUGCUGUAAAAGUUGUUGAAGGUGGUGUUCCUGAAACAUCUGCACUUCUGGAACAAAAAUGGGAUAAAAUCUUCUAUACAGGGAAUGGGAGAAUUGGGCGAGUUGUCAUGGCUGCUGCUGCAAAGCACCUGACACCUGUAGUCUUGGAACUUGGAGGCAAAUCUCCUGUUGUGGUUGACUCAAACGUUGACUUAACUGUGACAGCAAGGCGUAUAAUUGGAGGUAAAUGGGCAUGCAACAAUGGACAAGCUUGUGUAGCUCCUGAUUACAUAAUCACAACAAAACAAUUUGCUCCCACAUUGAUAGACACUAUAAAACAAGAGUUGCUAAAGUUUUAUGGGGAAGAUCCUUUGAAUUCUCCGGAUAUAUCUCGAGUUGUGAACUCCAAUCAUUUUGCUCGGUUGUCAAAGCUAUUAGAUGAUGAUAGGGUUUCUGGAAAGAUAGUUCAUGGAGGCCAAACAGACAAGAGUAGCCUAAAAAUUGCCCCAACUAUUGUUCUGGAUGCGGAGGAAGAUUCCCUCAUUAUGCACGAAGAGAUAUUCGGUCCUUUACUUCUUGUAGUAACGGUUGAAAAAAUUGAAGAUGGCAUUGACUUUAUCAACUCAAGGUCAAAGCCUCUUGCAGCAUACAUAUUUACCAACAACAAGCAACUCAAACAAGAUUUUGUCAGCAACAUCUCUUCUGGAGCCAUAGUCGUUAAUGAUAUUUCCUUACACCUUAUGGUUGACACAUUGCCAUUUGGUGGAGUGGGGGAAAGUGGAACAGGGGCAUACCAUGGUAAAUUCUCAUUUGAUGCUUUUACCCAUAAAAAAGCAGUUUUACAUAGAAGCUUUUUGGGAGAUGCUCCAGCAAGAUACCCACCAUACACAGCUGGCAAGCUUAGGCUUCUGAAAGCUCUUUUAGAUGGCAGUAUCUUUGGCAUCAUUCGCGCUCUUUUCGGCUUUUCGUAAAUGUAAAUCCGUAAUUUUCACAACCCGUUUGCUUUCAUUUCCGUUAAAAAGUUCAAAUGUUUCCGUUAUCUUUACAUUUGUACAACAUCGUUACAAACAAAAACAUGUGAAUUCAUCUGUAUGAUACAAGUUGCGCAUCUUUUAGCAGAAAGCAGAUACAAACAGGAUUGACAGUUUGUCUAAAAUGACUAAUGAAAAUGAAAAGGAAACGAACUUAAAUCUAAAUAGGCUUAGCUCAUUAGCAUGAAUCUUGUAAGAUAUUAAAACACUCGGAUCGUUGUUCUUCGGACAAAUUUUGUGGGAACUUAACCGAAAACUUGAUGUUCAAGUUUCCUCUCUUUCCUUGUUCUUUAAGUAAACACAUGCCUUCUCCUUCGAUUGUUUUCGUGUAACCUGGGUUAAUGACAUCAUCAUCGAUGGUCAAACGUGAUUCUUGACCACCUAAAAAAGGUAUGGUAACUGUACAACCGGUCAAUGCAUCUACUAAAGGAAGCUCGAUUGCUACUUCUAAAUCGUCUCCGUUUCUUUUAAAAACGGGAUGUCGUUUCUCGUCAAUCACAAACAUUACAUCCGCAAUGCAAGUUGGUGAGGUUUGGUUUCCCUUACCCUCAAAUGUGAUCUUUGUUCCUUUCUUCCAUCCUGGUUUUACGUUUAUCGUUAGCACUUCAUCUUGUUGCAUACCCGUCGUCUGUAACUAUGUCUCGUUUGAUGUAGACCUUCUUGAUGCAACCAAAACACAAGUCUUCAAGGGUGCACUCGAGUCGCUUCACAGUAUCGGGAGGCUUUCGAAGUCCGUUAACAUCGGAAUACAAGAUUGUUGAAUUGUUCCUUGUCGGGUUGACAUGGAACACGGAGCCUUUAGGUAAAAAACCAGUGCUUGCGGUUCUUGAAAGUCUUGGAACUGAGACUCUAGGUGAGAUAAGACCUUCGGUUUCAUGAACAUCCCUCUCCAAGUCGACCUAAAAUGGUGUUUGUCCUUGCUCUUCACACGUGAUUUUUUUGCCGAGACGAUGUUUGGAGAUGAAUGAUUUGCAUGCUUUUCGAACGCCUCCCAUUCUCACACACGUUGAUCCCAUGCAUGCAGCAUCAGGAAUAUGAUACAAGAAUUUGUACGUUGACGAGAGCUAUAUAUACCAACUAUACCUCAACAAUUAAUCAAUUAUGUUGCAACAUAUCGAUGAUUUCAUCUCUUGUUCUUUUCUGUUAUGUCCUUUCCUUAAAUUACGCAAUCUCAACGCCAUGAAAUCUUAUUCUGAACACAAAAACAAAACCCAUUUCUAAAUUAACACCCUCAUUUUUUUGCCAUUUUGGAAAGAAG
Messenger RNA from Lactuca saligna, 2788 nucleotides. The record is from the annotation of a GenBank genome assembly. NCBI's taxonomy places the organism in Eukaryota, Viridiplantae, Streptophyta, Magnoliopsida, Asterales, Asteraceae.